Rosa rugosa (rugosa rose) is the source of this 2660-nucleotide messenger RNA. RefSeq names its product protein MICRORCHIDIA 6-like. The record is from RefSeq and is a predicted model, not a curated record. The coding region runs from base 247 to 2400 and encodes 717 amino acids. The transcript has 22 exons. Gene Ontology annotation, cellular component: nucleus. Gene Ontology annotation, molecular function: ATP hydrolysis activity. NCBI's taxonomy places the organism in Eukaryota, Viridiplantae, Streptophyta, Magnoliopsida, Rosales, Rosaceae.
CAUCCUUUGGCUCCUCUCUUCCGUCCCUAUAUCUCCUCCACUCUCUGCGAACUCCAACUCUCUUCGAACCCUAGAUCGAUCCAUAUCAGAGGAACCCCAAAAAUCUUUUUCAAUUUUAUUAUUUUAUUUUAAUUUCAACAGAGGCCGGGUUCGCGCUUACAGAUCCCAGCUCCGCAUCUCUUUCUCUGUCGCUCAGUUCAAGCUUGAAGGUUGUUAUGUAUAGGAUGGGUAAAAUCAGAGACAACGAUGGGUACGAAGAAGAGCUCGUUGACUACGAUGAGGAAGAACAGAACGCCCCCACCUCCGUCUCCGCCAAGCCCAAUGGCGAAUCCGCCAAAAAGAGGUGGUCACGGUUCCAAAUCUCACUGGAUGACCUUGAUAGACGUUGUGGACUUAUCUAGUGAUGAUGAACUUGGAGAGGUGGAUGUGAAACCUGUUAAGCUGGAGCUAGAUGUUGUUAGAAGACACGAAGAGAAGUGUAAAGCUCAGCCUGUGAAGAAUAAAUUGUCAAAAACCCAACGUACUAUACAAGAUUCUGAAGAAAAUAGGAGCUCAAAUGCUUUAAGUACUGGUCACAGUAGUUCCAGUAUAUUAGACCAAGGGCAGUCUCCUGUUGAUGACACAGGCAUCUCUUCAGCAUCGCCUAUAUGUCCAGCACCACUUUGUCGGCAAUUUUGGAAAGCUGGGAACUACAAUGAUGGCAUCGGUUCUAAAGCCACUUUUCAAAAUGGCAAAAACUAUCUACAUGUCCACCCCAUGUUUCUUCACUCGAAUGCCACCUCACAUAAAUGGGCCUUUGGUGCCAUAGCAGAACUCCUUGACAAUGCAGUUGAUGAGAUCCAAAAUGGGGCCACUUUUGUCAAUGUAGAUAAAAUCUCAAAUCCAAAGGAUGGAAGCCCAGCAUUGUUAAUUCAAGAUGAUGGUAAUGGCAUGGAACCUGAAGCUAUGCGCCGCUGUAUGAGUUUUGGGUUUUCAGAUAAGAAGUCGAAAUCAGCCAUUGGCCAAUAUGGUAAUGGCUUCAAGACCAGUACUAUGAGACUUGGUGCGGAUGUUAUUGUAUUCAGCCGCCACCAGGAUAAGAGGACAUUGACUCAAAGCAUUGGUCUUCUCUCUUACACAUUUUUGGCACAAACAGGACAUGAUAGAAUAGUAGUACCGAUGGUGGAUUACGAAUUCAACCCUACAACUGAGACAUUAGAUAUAAUGCACGGCAGAGAACAUUUUAUGUCUAAUCUCUCCUUGUUGCUACAGUGGUCUCCAUUUUCAACAGAGGCUGAGCUACUGAAACAAUUUAAUGACAUUGGAGCUCAUGGGACAAAAGUUAUGAUUUAUAACUUAUGGUUCAACGAUGAUGGGAGUGCAGAGCUGGACUUCGAUACUGAUCCCGAGGAUAUUCGUAUUAGUGGGGAUACCAAAAAAGUUAAUGCUAGACUUGGAUGGAAAGAAGUCAAUGAACAGCACAUUGCUAAUCGUUUCCAUCACUCUCUCCGUGUUUACUUGUCUAUCUUGUACUUGCGUAUACCAGCAACCUUUCAAAUAAUACUGCGUGGGAGAGUUGUUGAGCAUCAUAACAUUGCUGAUGACCUAAAAUUUCAAGAAUAUAUCUUGUAUAGACCUCAAACUGGGGGUACUGUGGAGGGUCAAGUUAUUACGACUAUUGGAUUUCUAAACGAUGCUCCAUAUGUCAGUUACCACGGCUUCAAUGUUUAUCACAAGAAUCGUCUGAUACUGCCGUAUUGGCAGGUUGUGAGCUAUUUAGACAGCAGGGGUCGUGGAGUUGUUGGUGUUUUGGAAGCAGAUUUUGUUGAGCCGAGUCAUAACAAACAAGAUUUUGAGAGAACUUCUCUUUUUCAGAAACUUGAAGUCCGUUUGAAGGAGAUGACGUGGGAAUACUGGGAUUAUCACUGUGGACUAAUUGGGUAUCAGGUAAAGAAAAAGCUUAAACCAGUGACCUCACAAAGUGGCGUUCAUCAAUCUAUCACAUUGGGCCAAAAUUCCCCUGCUCUUGGUAGUAAAAACACAGUACUUGGAAAAUCUGGGCCAUCAAUUUCAAGCACCUUAAGGAAAUCUGUACAAGGAACGAUGAAGAGGAAAGAACAUGAUGAUAUUCUGCCGGUUGAAAAUGUGAAACGGGCCAAGGUGAUCAAUACUGGGAAAAGUCAGUCUGUACAGCUGGGGAAUCCUACUGGAAAUCAGCUGAAAGAUCAAGAGGCUAAAAAUCUGAUGCUAGAGAACAACAAGCUGCGAUCUAAAUGCUUGGAAUAUGAGAAGAGGGAGGGGGAACUAAAUCUUAAGGUGGCACAGCUUAAGAAGGAAAUGAAAGACGUUGAUGAUGAAUACUCUCUAAUGUUGGCUGAAUUAGAAGCGUUGGGGGAUGUCAAGGAAGAAAAGGGUACAUAAAUCGUUGUAUGUAGUGUUGUAUCUCUUGUAUCUCUAAUUCUUUCAUUUGUAAAACCUUGUUGUAUCAAAUGAGUGUAGCCUACAAUUUUCAUUCUUUAAGAUCGUAGGUCGAUGUAGGGAAAAAAGUGGCUUGUGUAUGAUGGAGAGAAGAAAGUCGAGGAAAAAGAGUGAUCAAAGUGAGGUAAAAUGGUGUGAAGUUGGGAAACAGCACUCAAAUCCGUAUCGGGUAUUAAAAAGUUUCUGUGGUUUUUGGGAGAUUA